CGGCUGAGAUGUCGGUGAUGAUCUCAUUUCUGUGAUCACAAAACAAUUUUGUCAUUAGAAACUUUCCCCACCACAAGUUUCACAAUAUAAACUGAGUCACACACAAACUCAGAGCUAUAUAACCGCGUGCCAUCCUCACACACUUUCACAGACUUUCAUACACACACUCACACAGACCUAACACAGGACAAGCCUAGACUUGAGUGAACAAAUUAGAACUAGCAGCUUUUUAACAUUAGUUUUUAAACAUGAACAGCAGGAUGGUUUCUAUCUUCGUGCUUCUGUCCUUGAUCACCCUGACUUCAGGAGUGAGUGUAGAGCCACGGUGUCGCUGUAGUGGGGUCGAGAGUCGCCGUAUCGGGAAAAUGAUUGAGAGUGUUGAACUUUUUCCACCGAACCCACAUUGCACACACACUGAGAUCAUAGCUACACUGAAGAGCACCGGGCAGCAGAUCUGUCUGGACCCUAAAGCACCAUGGGUGAUGAAGGUGAUUGAGAAGAUCAUGGCAAACAAUUCUCCCUGAACACUGAAGUCUAACCUGCACUAUGUCGAGCGCGCGCGUGUGUGCAUGUUUAAACAUCUGAAUUAAUCUGUGCUAUUUAUUUCUGUUUUUAUAUAAAUAUUUAUGCCAUUAUUUAUUGUCAUUGUUGAUUUUCUAUUAAAAUUCAUCCUUAAUACA
Molecule: messenger RNA, 680 nt
Organism: Clarias gariepinus (North African catfish)
Lineage: Eukaryota; Metazoa; Chordata; Actinopteri; Siluriformes; Clariidae
Gene: cxcl8a
Product: chemokine (C-X-C motif) ligand 8a
Exons: 4
Coding region: 249-524 (91 amino acids)
Biological process (GO): inflammatory response; antimicrobial humoral immune response mediated by antimicrobial peptide; neutrophil chemotaxis
Cellular component (GO): extracellular region
Molecular function (GO): CXCR chemokine receptor binding; chemokine activity
Source: RefSeq, a predicted model, not a curated record